AUGUUGAAGACUCACAUGGAUGUGAUCAAGAAUCCGGGAGUGAACCUUUAUAAAGGAAAAGACCAGCCAAAUAAAGGUAAAGGUAAAGGUAAACCAAAGGACGAUAAGAAAAAGGCAGCAUGUUAUGUAUGUGGCAAAGAGGAUCAUAUGUCUCCAAAAUGCCCAGACAGACUGCUACCAGAGAUUCAAUGGAAGCAUCCAAAACACUAUGUUGAUUACGGGAAGAAGCUCAAUCUUAAUCAGAUUGGAGCAACUGUCCCAACUACAGCUACAGUUCCUGGAACUUCUCCAGCGACAAGUGUUAUCACUGGCGGUACAUCGAGUGUUGCGGGAAGUGUUAACACACCUUUGCGACUUGCUGGUACUACAGGUAAUCAAAUGAUGCAAGUUCCUUUGGGAAUGCAGCUCAUGCAGAUUCCAACUCAAGGUGGCGGCACUGUGACUGUCCCUUACUCUAUGAAUGCUACCGGUGAGAUUGCGUUCAGUGGAAUGCAACUCAGCCAACAAGGCUUCAGUGGUGCUCAAGUGCGCCAAGGAUUUGAUGCAACUCAAGCUCAAACUCUGCAAGUUGUGAAGACUGGCUAUUAUGAUACGUCAAAUGUCUUUCACGAUGCUAUCAAGGGAAAGGAUGAGAAUGGCAAUGAUGUCUACCUUAUUGCAUGUCCUACUGGAACGACUAACGUCAAACUUCAAUCCGACUGGCACUAUGCUAGUAAAAGUGAAGACUUGCCAGAUCUUGCUACUGAAGCAGAUCGAG
Messenger RNA from Cylindrotheca closterium, 757 nucleotides. Lineage: Eukaryota; Bacillariophyta; Bacillariophyceae; Bacillariales; Bacillariaceae. The record is from the annotation of a GenBank genome assembly.